CAUUGGUGUGACUAGGUACCGACAAGUGUUCGAGAUGGCAGAAAUGGCAUCUUUUUAUAUCUUUCACGAUUACAGAUUAUUGAGCUAUCCAAUCUACCAAAAUGAUUUGAAACCCCUCUUUGCGUUGGGCCUGAAGACCAAAGCAAAGCAUCUCUGAGGCAAGGUACGGUACUGCCGGAUGCACUAACAGCUACCUAGGUACCUGGACAUCAACAGUCCCAGGGCAGGGCAUAUUCUCCACCACUCUUCCUCAACCUCACUUCACCUGCUUCAACUCACCUCGGUCGAAGUGAGCUCCAGGCUCACAACCCCUUCACAACCCGUCAUGCACAGAUCCCGGGCUCUGGUGCGGCAAACAUGUCGCCUUUCAUCCCUACAACCAGUGUCGCCCGUUGCGCUUCAUCAUGUACGGCCUUCGAUACCAUCUCCCCAAUCAUCCUCGUGGAGCUCGCCAAGUAGCCAUGGCCAAGCGUCAUCACAGCAACGAUGUUCCUACGCCAAAGCCGCCAAAAUGCAGCGGAGAAGAGCUGAAACGGGUCGCUAUUUCGAAGAGUACCAAGGUCCCACCCUCGAACAAUGGGAGUUCCUCGUCCACCAUCUCCAGACGCCCAACCUGAGAGCGCAAGAUUGCCUUGAGACUGUCCUCGCCUACAUGGUCGUGGCCGUCAAGCACGAGUCGACAUGGAAGACGCGCAUGAUGCGCGAGGACUACUUCCCCAUCUCGCGUCUCUACUACUGCGCCUUCCUGCUUGUCCACCCGCACUUUGAGGUGCCGGCCUUCUGGCAGAUGGGCAUGCACAUCCUGCACAUGCUGUCCACGCUCAACUACCCGCCCGCCAUCCUGACCAUGUACCGCUACUUUGAGGCGAUCGCCCGCCGCCGCGACCCCAAAAGCGAGACGUACCGCUACAUCCAGACCAAGUACCAGGAGCUGCUGAACAAGAACGACGCCAACGCCUGCACCUGGAAGGCCGUCGAGCUGUGGGACCCCAAAAAGCCCGAGAUCGCGCUGAUGUACCUGAACAAGGCCAUGGAGGGCUACAAGCGGAGUCCGGGCAGGUACAAGGUCGAGCCCCUUGUCUCCCACGCCUUGGAAGGCGGCAAGAGUGAGAGGCUUCCGUUCCUGGUCAAGACGUUGAGCUUCUUCAGCGACCUGAAGGAGACGAUGCUGGGCUUGGUGGUUCGCAAAGAGACCAGCGCGUACGCACGGUUCAGGCGAGAGAGGCUCGAGAAGUUGUUGCGGCUGGACAAGCGACCUGCGCGCGUGCCGCUCUGGACGUGGGAGGGCAUGUACCGUGUCAGGAAGGGGAUGGCGCUGUCGAUGAUGGGGGAGAUCAGCGCAGCCGUUAAGGAGCUGCGGAUCGCGGCCGACGAGCUGGAUGUGGAGCAAGGACAUUAUGCGCUUGCGGUUCUGAUGCAGAUGGAGGCUGAGAAGAUGAAUGAAUUUAUCAAGACCGAGGGGGAAGAAGAGGUGCUCCAGUUGUCGGAUGCUUUUAUCAACUUCUACAACGGUGCAGAUAUUAUGGAGGAGACUCUGGCUGGGGCUGUGCGGCUCUUGAAUGAGGAGGCGGAGCUGCGAUUCAAGAGAGCGGCGCAAGGCGGCGAUGAGAAGGCGGCAGGAAAGCUGGAGCGCCUUUGCAAGACGAGAUUGGACGAGCCCGGGCUUUCCAAGAUGGAGAGGGAGACGUAUAAGCUGGCUGCCAAGGAAUGGGCUGAGCUCUCAGGCAUUGGAAAAUCGGUGUACGAUGAGUUGCAGAAGAACACCGGCCCAAUUUUUGCUGAUCCCAAGCCGAAGUACUAGAACAUCAAAGGAGUCUGCCCCGGCGUAGUCAGGGAGGCGGACGACUGUUGGUUCCCCAGAGACGAAAGCCACGAAAUUCACACCAUUGAUAUCAUAUUCAAUAUCAGCAGAUAAGCCAGAAGCUAGUGAAAUCUUUCUACGAGGAAAAGUGCCGCUGUCUCACCGCUCCAGCACUCAUCUCACCGUUCCUUAUGGCCUUCCAGCCGUUUGUUACCAUCAUCACCUCCAUCUGCUCCUUGACUUGUACCUCCCCGG
Messenger RNA from Neurospora crassa OR74A, 2056 nucleotides. RefSeq lists its product as hypothetical. Lineage: Eukaryota; Fungi; Ascomycota; Sordariomycetes; Sordariales; Sordariaceae. The transcript has a single exon. Bases 326 to 1801 code for a protein of 491 amino acids. The record is from RefSeq and is a predicted model, not a curated record.